Tachysurus vachellii is the source of this 1587-nucleotide messenger RNA. It is a transcript of the gene zcchc9, whose product is annotated as zinc finger, CCHC domain containing 9. The record is from RefSeq and is a predicted model, not a curated record. NCBI's taxonomy places the organism in Eukaryota, Metazoa, Chordata, Actinopteri, Siluriformes, Bagridae. Bases 165 to 929 code for a protein of 254 amino acids. Gene Ontology annotation, molecular function: nucleic acid binding; zinc ion binding. The transcript is spliced from 6 exons.
GGUGAUGCACGAUAUCGUUGUUUGCUAACAGCCAAUAAAACCAACAAGAAGAAGAGGAGGCAGAGCUUGUGUUCCGCAGUCGGCUAUUUUGUGCGACGGAUGUGAGUAGUUAUUGGGACACCAGGGAGUACACGUGAGUUUCCAGAUAGACAGUGUGGGGAAAAAUGACACGCUGGGCGAAAAAUGUCAGUAAACACAAAACAAUGGAUGCUGCAUCAUGGAGCCAAUUAAGGGCAGGCAUAUCGGGUAGAAGGAACUCUUCAGGCAGCCUUUUGCAAGAAGAUGCAUCACUUCGUUACCCUGAUCGAAAAAGAGCUAACAAAAACAGACAUGAUGUGAAUGGAUUUAUGGAAUAUAUGAAACACAAAAGGCAACCAUUACAUAAUGGAGGGCGAGGAAUGGCCCCAGAGGAGCAGGACAUAAGAGAAGUAGCAGCUAUUUCUCUAAAAAAUAACAAAAGAAGAGAAAAUCGGAGGAUAAAGAGACAGAAGGCUAUAAAGACCAACAUGGUGUGCUUUAACUGUAGGAAGCCUGGCCAUGGAUUGGCUGACUGCCCAAAAGCUGAUGAGGAAAUGGGUAGAGGGAUCUGCUUUCGUUGUGGGUCUACAGAACAUGACAUCCAGAGGUGCAGGGCUAAAGUAGACCCUGCAAUGGGUGAUUAUCCAUAUGCCAAAUGCUUCAUUUGUGGAAAGACUGGUCACUUAUCCAAAUCUUGCCAGGAUAAUCCAAAAGGCCUUUAUGCUGCAGGUGGCUCUUGUCGAAUUUGUGGCUCAGUAGAACACUUCCAGAAGGACUGCCCAGAUCAUCAAACCUCAUCAAAAUCCAUCACAGUUGGUCGCCUGUCCAACAGAAUCAGUGCGGAUCAUGAGGACGUCAGUGUUCCUGUGGCACAAGUGUCACUCAAGAAAGUCAGAGUGGUGGUGUACUAAACACAGUCUGUUUUGUUUCAAGAUAAAAUGAAAGCAUUUGGGAGGAUAUAUUAUAUAUUUAUAAUGUACUUACCAUUCACUUUAAUGGGAAUACAUGUACCUCUGCACAUUCAUGCAGUUACCCAAUCAGCCAAUAAUGUAGUGGCAGUCAGAUUGUUGACUGUGAAAAAAUUAGGAGCUGAGCACUUUCUGAAAAACACAAACCGUUGUAAUGUUUAUUUACAUUAACUGACACUCUUGAUUUGUAUCUGCAUGAUUUAAUGCACUGCACAGCUGUUUUGGAAUUUGCUGUUUGGAUCACUGAAUGCAAGUGAAAAGGUCUUACUACAGUGGUCACAGAGUUUGCAGAUGGAUAUUAAUGCCAAUCAGUCUAAUCUCUCUCCUUCUUCCACCCCCACACUCUCUGCAACUAUGCCUUUCUCUAAACCACCCAUUGUUGAAUUUUGCUGUAAUUUAUCAUAAAAAAUAAUGUUAUAAACUAGUAUAUAAAAUAUGUCAAAUUUUUGCUUCUUUAACAAGGCUUUUUUUACAACAUUUCUAGAGGUUUUUUGGCUUCAUUAAAUGUAUGAUCCUCCCUAUGACUGAUUCAGAAUGAUUUUUAUAAAAUCUCUCUCAAGUUUUUUGUUUUUUUUUGCACAAAGAUUUGUUUCUAUUACAU